AUGAGGGCAGAUCACCGACCGACACAAACCAGCGAGCUAGACUCUACAGGUCAAGGAAUAGGAAACAUUCUCGUUCAGAUGCUUAAGGACACUAGGGCACAACAGCAAUCUUUAGUAGAAGCUCUACAGCUACAAAAAACCGAAAUGAUGUCAUUCGAUGGUGAUCCUCUCAAGUACUGGGGUUUUAUCCGUGCCUUUGAGAACAUUGUGGACAAAGAUACCAUAAGCAGUGAAGCGAAACUUGCCCGACUGUUGCAAUACUCUACAGGGCCCACAAGAAAGCAAAUACAGUGCUGUAGUGUCAUGGAACCUGCCGAAGGAUAUGCUCAUGCGAGGAGUCUCCUCAAGAGCCGAUUUGUAAGCUCUUAUCUUAUAUCAGAAGCUUGGAUAGAGAAGAUCAAUCGUCGUCCUGAUGUAAACGGCAGUAAGGCUUUGCGCGACUAUGCUGAUGACCUGCGCAUCUGCAGAGAGACGUUAUCCACCAUGGGGAAUCUCGGUGAGCUGAACAACAGCAGGAGUCUUCUUCAGAUAGCUGAGAAACUACCCAUGGACUUGCGCCGAUGUUGGACAAACAAAGCUUACCAUAUUAGGACGAAAGAUGAGCGAGUCCCUAACAUCGAUGAUAUGGUUGAGUACGUCGACGCAGCUGCAGACCAAGCGAAUGACCCAGUCUUCGGCAAGCUCGUGCAGGAGCAACAAACCACACAUCGAGCGCACAGUGCCAUGAACCCCACGGGGACUGAAACCCCAUGUCACUAUUGUGGAGGCCGGCACUCGUUGUUUGACUGCAACGGCUUCAAGUCACUGAGACCCGGCGAACGGCUAGAUUUUGUGCAGAUUAAGGUUCGAGGAUAUGGAGCCAUCGGGUUUAUGACGACAUAUGCCCUGCUUGACUCAGGAUCUACUCAGAGCUUCUGUUCAGAGGAGCUGGUGAAGAGACUAGGAGUACUUGGACGACAUAACACAAUAACGCUUACAACCCUAGACAACAAGGACGUUUGCACUGACACCCAUGUAGUAAGUCUUAAAGUGGCAGACUUGGAGAAUGAAAAUCUCAUAUCCAUGUCGCAUGUUCUCACCAGGCCCAAGCUCCACAUCAGCAGUGACAACCUUGUGACAAGAGCAGACCUCGACAGGUGGCCACAUUUGCAGGACAUUACUAUACCAGACAUAAACACUAAGGAGGUUUACCUUCUUAUUGGUCAAGACAACCCUGCUGUAUUGAUAUUUACGGAAGUCCGUGAAAAAGGCUCAGGAGCACGCUAUGCAACUAAGACCAUUUUGGGCUGGACUCUCAAUGGUCCAAUGAAAGCAGGGCCCUCAACUCGUAUUUCCUCACACUGGCAUCGAUGCUGA
Molecule: messenger RNA, 1356 nt
Organism: Priapulus caudatus
Lineage: Eukaryota; Metazoa; Priapulida; Priapulimorpha; Priapulimorphida; Priapulidae
Exons: 3
Coding region: 1-1356 (451 amino acids)
Source: RefSeq, a predicted model, not a curated record